Molecule: messenger RNA, 635 nt
Organism: Rubroshorea leprosula
Lineage: Eukaryota; Viridiplantae; Streptophyta; Magnoliopsida; Malvales; Dipterocarpaceae
Source: the annotation of a GenBank genome assembly
GCUACAGCCUACAGGACUUUUCCUUUAUAUACAAUGCAAGUUAAAGGCUUGUUUGCCCCAGCUCCCAUUUAGAGUGAAAUUGAUUUACUCUUUUUUCAGCCAAAUGGAAUUUUCAAGACUCUUUUUGCUCUUACUAUCCUCCGCUUUUCACAUAAAUCUCUCUUCCUCCGAAGUUGCUAUUGAUUUUCGGAAGAAUUGUAAUAUCAGCGACGGCAACUUCACUGCUAACAGUCCCUACGCGGCCAACCUCAAUCGUCUCUUCUCCCAACUCUCCUCCGACCAGGAUUUCAACUAUGGGUUCUAUAAUAUAUCCGUUGGCCAAAGCCCUGACCAGGUCAAUGCAAUUGCACUCUGCAGGGGAGACCAAAAGGAGAAGGCCUGCUGAAGUUGCCUGAAUGAGAUCAUCUCCUUGCUCCAAGAAGUCUGUCCCAGAAACAAAGAAGCAAUCGCGUGGUCAGGAUUUUGCACCGUACGGUACUCCACACGAAAAAUUAUCGGAGUUAUGGAAGUCGAUCCUUUUGAUCAACUUUAUAGAUUUUAUAGCCAAAGUGUACCGCAUGAUGUUAAUGAUUUCGACAGGGCCUUGAGUUUCUUGUUGAAAAAUUUAAGCGUCGGUGCGGCUACCGGAGAUUCUC